Molecule: messenger RNA, 1090 nt
Organism: Carlito syrichta (Philippine tarsier)
Lineage: Eukaryota; Metazoa; Chordata; Mammalia; Primates; Tarsiidae
Gene: HAUS1
Product: HAUS augmin like complex subunit 1
Exons: 9
Coding region: 43-879 (278 amino acids)
Biological process (GO): centrosome cycle; spindle assembly
Cellular component (GO): HAUS complex; cytosol
Source: RefSeq, a predicted model, not a curated record
UUCUCCCGCGAGGCGUUGCGAGCUGUGGCGGGAGCAACCGCUAUGGAGCCGCCACUAGAGAAAGAAGCGCAGGUCGCUGCGUGGUUAAAAAAGAUAUUUGGAAAUCAUCCCAUUCCACAGUAUGAGGUGAACCAACGGACCACAGAGCUUUUACAUCAUCUUUCAGAGCGCAACAGGGCCCGGGACAGGGACGUCCACCUGGUGAUAGAGGACUUGAGACAGAAAGCUGGCGAGUACAAGUCAGAAGCCAAGCAUCUUCAAGACCUUCUCAGGGAGAGUGUGAAUUUUUCCCCUGCCAGUCUCUCUGGCAUUGGCUCCCAGUAUCUGAAUGCUUUAGUUGACAGUGCAGUGGCUCUUGAAACAAAGGAUACAUCACUAGCUAGUUUCAUCCCUGCAGUGAAUGAUUUGACUUCUGAUCUUUUUCGUACUAAAUCCAAAAAUGAAGAAAUCAAGAUGGAAUUGGUAAAACUUGAAAAAAACCUAACUGCAACUUUCGUAUUAGAAAAAUGUCUACGAGAGGAUCUCAAGAAGGCAGAGUUGCAUCUGUCUGCAGAAAGGGCCAAAGUUGACAGUCAUCUUCAGAACAUGGACUUUCUAAAAGUGAAGUCGGAGGAAUACCGAUUUGGAAUCAAAGCUGUGGAGGAGCAGCUUUCAGCCAGAGGUAUGGAUGCUACUCUGUCUCAUCAGUCCCUAGUCGCACUGUCAGAGAAACUGGCAGAGAUAAAGCGACAGACUCUACCUUUGAAGAAAAAAUUGGAGUCCUACUUAGAUCUAAUGCCGAGUCCUUCUCUUGCUCAAGUGAAAAUUGAAGAAGCAAAGCGAGAGUUAGAUAGCAUUGAAGCUGAACUUACAAAGAAAGUAGACAUGAUGAAACUGUGACCAGAGCCAAGUAAACACCCUUUUACCUAGCAAAGGACAUUGAAUAGGACUUUGGAGAAUUUCUUUUCCUCUUGGAAAUUUCUUAAUAAUGUUUUACUGGCAUUCUCAGAUGAGGGAAUAAUGUCAUCAUGGAUAGAAUAAUGGCUUCCUGUUGUAUAUUGUAUUUUUGUGUCAAAUACAUAAUUUUCAUAUUAAAAAGCCCUUUUUCUUA